This is a messenger RNA of Phycomyces blakesleeanus NRRL 1555(-), 474 nucleotides long. RefSeq lists its product as hypothetical. The record is from RefSeq and is a predicted model, not a curated record. The transcript has 3 exons. NCBI's taxonomy places the organism in Eukaryota, Fungi, Mucoromycota, Mucoromycetes, Mucorales, Phycomycetaceae. Bases 1 to 474 code for a protein of 157 amino acids.
AUGAAUGCAGUGCUUGCCACACGCAUCUCUCAAGCAAAGAAAAAGCUAGAAAAUGCAAAGUCCAAUGCCUGGAUAAGUUGUUUGAAAGAGUUGACUGAGACAAAUGUCCAAUCCGUUUCUCUUUCUGGAGAAAAUCACCAUGGUUUGGAUUUUACCAAUGGUUCAUCCGUAGAAGAAAACAUCAACAUGGUCAUUGAUGAGCCCAUAUAUGACUUUGAUCAGGAGGUUUCUAUGAACAAUGACUCAACAUUCAUAGAGGCGGUUGAGGACGUUGAAAAUGCUUCUUCCAAGCUGGUCUAUGACUUUAGUACUCCUGCUCCUGUUCCUGGCUAUGAUGAUGCUAAGAAUCUCGAGUUUAUGAAGAUCGUCAAGGAGUUUGGCAUUUCCCAGAAGGCCCAUAUUAGCCUUGCAAAACACUUUAACAAUAUUCUCAGCACGUCAAAUGAGAUUUUGUACAGAGCUUGCUCUCCUUAG